Messenger RNA from Urocitellus parryii (Arctic ground squirrel), 2241 nucleotides. RefSeq names its product adrenoceptor alpha 1B (gene Adra1b). Gene Ontology annotation, molecular function: alpha1-adrenergic receptor activity. NCBI's taxonomy places the organism in Eukaryota, Metazoa, Chordata, Mammalia, Rodentia, Sciuridae. Gene Ontology annotation, biological process: positive regulation of cytosolic calcium ion concentration; regulation of vasoconstriction; cell-cell signaling. Gene Ontology annotation, cellular component: plasma membrane. The record is from RefSeq and is a predicted model, not a curated record.
GAGACGCGCUGCCGGGCUGGACUGCCCGGGGGACAUGCCUUCUCGCCAGGAGGACGCCUCUGGGAAGACCACUGCCGGGGAAGCAAAGUUUCAGGGCAGCUGAGGAGCCUUCGCCGCAGCCCUUCCGAGCCCAAUCACCUCCCUGGCUAUGGAGGGCGGACUCUAAAAUGAAUCCCGACCUGGACACCGGCCACAACACAUCAGCACCUGCCCGCUGGGGAGAGUUGAAAAAUGCCAACUUCAGUGGCCCCAACCAGACCUCGAGCAACUCCACACUGCCCCAGCUGGACAUCACCAGGGCCAUCUCUGUGGGCCUGGUGCUGGGCGCCUUCAUCCUCUUUGCCAUCGUGGGCAACAUCCUAGUCAUCUUGUCUGUGGCCUGCAACCGGCACCUGCGGACGCCCACCAACUACUUCAUCGUCAACCUGGCCAUUGCCGACCUGCUGUUGAGCUUCACUGUCCUGCCCUUCUCGGCUACCCUGGAGGUGCUCGGCUACUGGGUGCUGGGGCGCAUCUUCUGUGACAUCUGGGCGGCCGUGGACGUCCUGUGCUGCACGGCCUCCAUUCUCAGUCUGUGCGCCAUCUCCAUCGAUCGCUACAUUGGGGUACGCUACUCUCUACAGUACCCCGCUCUGGUCACCCGGAGGAAGGCCAUCUUGGCGCUCCUCAGUGUCUGGGUGUUGUCCACGGUCAUCUCCAUUGGGCCUCUUCUUGGCUGGAAGGAGCCGGCGCCCAACGACGACAAGGAAUGCGGGGUCACCGAAGAACCCUUCUAUGCCCUCUUCUCCUCCCUGGGCUCCUUCUACAUCCCUCUGGCGGUCAUCCUGGUCAUGUACUGCCGUGUCUACAUCGUGGCCAAAAGGACCACCAAGAACCUGGAGGCGGGAGUCAUGAAGGAGAUGUCCAACUCCAAGGAGCUGACCCUGAGGAUCCACUCCAAGAACUUUCACGAGGAUACCCUCAGCAGUACUAAGGCCAAGGGCCACAACCCCAGGAGUUCCAUAGCUGUCAAACUUUUUAAGUUCUCCAGGGAAAAGAAAGCAGCCAAGACCUUGGGCAUUGUGGUCGGCAUGUUCAUCUUGUGUUGGCUUCCCUUCUUCAUCGCUCUCCCUCUUGGCUCCCUGUUCUCCACCCUGAAGCCCCCCGACGCCGUGUUCAAGGUGGUGUUCUGGCUGGGCUACUUCAACAGCUGCCUCAACCCCAUCAUCUACCCGUGCUCCAGCAAGGAGUUCAAGCGCGCCUUCGUGCGCAUCCUCGGGUGCCAGUGCCGCGGCCGCCGCCGCCGCCGUCGCCGUCGCCGCCUGGGCGGCUGCGCCUACACCUACCGGCCGUGGACGCGCGGCGGCUCGCUGGAGCGCUCGCAGUCGCGCAAGGACUCGCUGGACGACAGCGGCAGCUGCCUGAGCGGCAGCCAGCGGACCCUACCCUCGGCGUCGCCGAGCCCGGGCUACCUGGGCCGCGGCGCGCCACCGGCCGUCGAGCUGUACGCCUUCCCCGAGUGGAAGGCGCCCGGCGCCCUCCUGAGCCUGCCCGAGCCGCCCGGCCGCCGCGGCCGCCAAGACUCGGGCCCGCUCUUCACCUUCAAGCUGCUGGCGGAGCCCGAGAGCCCCGGGACCGACGGGGACGCCAUCGGGGGCUGCGAGGCCGAGGCCGACGUGGCCAACGGGCAGCCGGGCUUCAAAAGCAACAUGCCCCUGGCGCCCGGGCAGUUCUAGGCCCCGGCACAGCUUCCUUUCCCGGGGAGGAGCCACCGUGGGGGGAGGGCGGGCGGAGGGCGGGAGGGGAGUGUCAGCGCCGGGGGACAGGGCCCGAGGGAGCGGGGGAGGGGGGCGGGAGAGGGGCAGCUGCUUUUCUGGCAGGGGCAUGGGUGCCAGGUACAGCGCCACGAGCUGGGCCGAGCAUGCUGAGAGCCUGGGGGACCCGACGCCGGCCGGGAUUUACGUCUCUCUCUCUCUCUCUCUCUCUCUUCUCUCUGUAUAUAUAUAAACGAGUCUCUCUCUUCAUGUAUUUAACUGUGGGUACACGUGCGUGUGUCUGUGCGGUGUACGUGUGGUCUGCAUGUGUGCGUGUGUUGGGGGCCCGCCCUCGCGGGCAGAGCGGGUGUGCGCCCCGGAGACAGCCAGCCAGGGUGCUGUUUGUCUCGUGACUUCGUACCUCUUAAGCCCCUCCUUGUUCUUCACUGAAUGAUGGCACUUUGAUGGGGUUGGAAACAAAGUCAGACAUUAAAGAUCAUUUCUCCUG